AUGCGUUCCGAUGCCCUUUUGGCAGCUAAGCGGGUUACUGCGUGUCGCCCGUUAUGGUUGCGCACCGCUGCUGAGGCGGCCGAAGGGUACAAGUAUUGUCCUGUAAGCAGUGAUGGGAUAACCGCUAACCACGUUCCAAGCUUUUUCCCCCCUCUUAAACAGAAACUUGUUGCAAACGCGAAGAAAUGCUUAAGUAUUGACCAGAUCAAGCAUGAAGCAACCAUCGCUGCUUUCACUGAUGGAGCAGAAUCCAUGUCAAUAGCCCGUCAGGCAAUUCUUACUGAUCUCGGUAUGGCAGGAUUGGACAAUAAUCCUUUUCUUAAGCAUGAGGCUAGUGCCGAUGGUCUCGAACCUAAUUCAACAAACAAAAGACUCUGUACCCCUUCGCCGUUUUUACGAUCUUCGUUGCCCAGUGCAGAAAUUCUCUUAUCUGAUAGUGAUGAUGAACCCAACUCAAAUGGGGGAUCUUUGCCGCAGAAAGAAUUCAGAUGGGUCGUAAUGGACAUUGACAUUUCUGAUAAAUGGCACCUAUUCAAGGAGACGUCCUUGAAAUUGGCCAAGGAGGAAG
Molecule: messenger RNA, 568 nt
Organism: Paraglomus brasilianum
Lineage: Eukaryota; Fungi; Glomeromycota; Glomeromycetes; Paraglomerales; Paraglomeraceae
Source: the annotation of a GenBank genome assembly